Cydia strobilella is the source of this 2232-nucleotide messenger RNA. RefSeq names its product protein Fe65 homolog. The transcript has 14 exons. The coding region runs from base 285 to 1979 and encodes 564 amino acids. The record is from RefSeq and is a predicted model, not a curated record. NCBI's taxonomy places the organism in Eukaryota, Metazoa, Arthropoda, Insecta, Lepidoptera, Tortricidae. Gene Ontology annotation, molecular function: amyloid-beta binding; transcription factor binding. Gene Ontology annotation, cellular component: nucleus; cytoplasm. Gene Ontology annotation, biological process: regulation of DNA-templated transcription.
CGCCCCUCAGUCGAACGGCGAACUCGCUAGCGGCCGCACGUCGCUUCGAAAAAAAAACAAAGUGACUCAUUGUCUAUGGUGUUCCAAAUUUGAAUUUUGACGUAGUGUUGUGCGGUGAUCGAUAUUAUCGGUUUUUGAUCGCUAAAUCACAAUAUAAGUAGAAACAAUCUUCAGUUAUUAUCUAAAAUAGUAAUAGCUAGUGAUGUGAAGUAAGUGUGUGUGUGUUAGUGAAUCUGUAUCAUGUGUGCGUGCGCGCACUAGUGUUGCCGCGUAUCACCUACACCAUGGGGCUGCAUAAGAGAGACAAGAAUGGUCUGCUCUCGUACGAGAACCCGAACUACCACUUGGACCCGUCGCGCCUCGAGUCGGCGCUGUACAGCGACCUCUACGAUAUGCACGACGACAAAAUGCCUGACGAGUAUGACGCGUAUCUCGACAAUAGGAGAGUUGAAGACGAUGCAGCUUCGCCCGUGACGAAAACAAAUGAAAAAAGCGGCCUCAUCACUCCCCCCCAAAAUGGUGGCGAGGAGUCCCCCCCUCCAGAGAAAGAGCGGGCGGACCAAGAGGACUCAGAGAAGAGGCACGCGCCCGUCCCGCACUCGGCGGAGGGGCCUAAUGACGAUCUGUACGCGAUCCCCGUCAAGUUGAGGGCGAAGAAAGAACCGCCUUUACCUCCGGGAUGGGAGAAACAUGAAGACAUGGACGGUCCCUACUACUGGCACAUAAAAAGCGGCACAAUCCAGCGAGAAAUACCAAAGAUGCUGCCUGCGGAAGCCAAGGAGUCUAGGAUCUCUAUGGUGCGGGACUGCUCGCUGUCCGAGGUGAACAAGUACGACGGGGUCAUGACCUCCUCCGUGACCAGAAGUACUACAAGCGGAGCAUUGGCGGACCAUAUGGACCAGGAGGCUGAGAGGAAACGGAAGGAGGAGAUGUCAUACAAACGGCGCAGCUUCCCCGCUCGUCCCGAGCCCGACAGCGCGCGCGCCGUCCGCUUCUUCGUACGAUCCCUGGGCUGGGUCGAGAUCUCCGAGGCAGAUCUGACCCCAGAACGAUCCAGCCGCGCCGUGAACAAGUGCAUCGUCGAUCUCAGUUUGGGCCGGAACGAUCUGCUCGACCAAGUCGGUCGCUGGGGUGAUGGUAAAGAUCUGUUCAUGGACCUGGACGAUGGGGCGCUGAAGCUCAUCGAUCCUGAGAGCCUGAACACUCUACACACACAACCUAUACAUACUAUACGCGUGUGGGGUGUCGGAAGGGACAACGGACGGGACUUCGCGUACGUGGCCCGCGACCGCGCGACGCGCCGCCACAUGUGUCACGUGUUCCGCUGCGAGGCGCCGGCGCGCAGCAUCGCCAACGCUCUGCGAGACAUCUGCAAGCGCAUCAUGAUCGAACGCUCCCUGCAGCCGCCGCCACGCCCCACCGACCUGCCCGCGGCACGGCGUCCCCGCCCGCUCUCCGGGGCCUCAUUCCCGACGCCCAUGGAGGAGCCGCGCAAGACCGUCCGCGCGCGCUACCUCGGCAGCGCGGAGGUGCCCCGCGCCACCGGCAUGGAUGUGCUCAAUGACGCACUGGAGCGCUUAGCGGCUGCUAGGGCGCCUUCGGCGUGGCGACCGGUCGCCGUGGCUGUUGCGCCGUCUAUGAUCACUAUUACUGAGGAAGGGGAAUCGAGCCCCAUAGUCGAAUGCCGCGUCCGCUACCUGUCGUUCCUCGGCAUCGGUCGUGACGUGCGGCGUUGCGCGUUCAUCGUACACACAGCUCAGGACAUGUUCGUGGCGCACUGCUUCCACGCUGAACCUUCGUCCGGGGCUCUGUGCAAGACCAUCGAGGCUGCCUGCAAGCUCCGCUAUCAAAAAUGUCUGGACGCCCACGGUGGAGCGCCACCACGUUCGCCUGGGGCAGGGUCGGGUGACUCCCGAGGGUCGCUCGGUCAGACCCUGAAGUCUAUCGUGGGCUCCGUCAUUGGCCGUCGGCCUUCUUGAACACAGGAGACGAAAAAGAUCGAGAUCGCUACUCCUCACGAGGCGGACGCAGGCGCAGCGUAGCUUGCGAAUACCGGGUGCAGUUGCUUGGGUUCAUGCUUUUAUAACUUCUAGUCAUAUUUCUGCCUUCUAUAACCCAUAUUUCUAACCUCAGGUGACGAAAUAUAAUUUGCACAGAUUCCCCAUACAAGCUGCUUGAAAGAUCGGUGCAAUAGUUAUUUACGAUACAAGUGCGGAAAAGAGGAAAUUUGAA